AUGAAUUCAAGCCACAAGCUCUUGAAUCAGUUGACUGUGGGAUUUGAUUCGAAGAAAAUCAAGGUUAGAGUGACGCGCAUGUGGGAUGCCAUUAACACAAAUACUGGUGAUGUGUUUGCUCUUGAAAUGGUACUACUCGAUGAAAAUGAAUUGGUUUACACUUCCAAAGUGACAAUUCUGAAAGUUGAUUUCAAUAGUCAACUGCACUACAAAGCAUGUCCAAAAUUUCAGAGAAAAGUGACAUUAGAAGGAUCUAAUUUUGUGUGCAAUGCUUGCAAUCAAAAUGUGGAGUAUCCUAAAUUGAGGUAUAUGUUAAAAGUCUUGGUAAGUGAUGCAACCGGUAGUGCUUGGUUUGUUAUAUUUGAUCAAGAGGCUGAAAGAAUAAUAGAACACAAACUUUCUUUUGUUCUUGAAGAAUUUAACAAGGGAAAAAAUCUGUUAUAUAAUUUAGGCAUACACCGCAUCAUUGAUAGUACGUAUCCUGAUCUAUUGGCUAAUUAUAAUAAUGCUUCAUAUCUUCGCAAUAGAGCUAUUCUUGCCCCGACCAAUGAUGUUGUUGAUGAAGUAAAUUCUGUUAUUCUAUCAUCCAUUCUUGGCCAAUCUAGGAUAUACUUAAGUGCUGAUAGAAUCUGUCCCACCUCUGAUUGCGGACUUGAGCAAGCUUCUUUAUACCCGGUUGAGUUUUUGAAUACACUUAAAUUCUCUGGAAUUCCAAAUCAUUCAAUUGAGUCAAAGGUUGGAAUUCCAAUUAUUUUGCUACGCAAUAUGAAUCAGAGUCAGGGUCUGUGCAAUGGUACACGGUUGAUAAUUACAAAUUUGGGAGAUAACAUCAUAGAAACUGAAAUGAUUACAGGGUCAAGUAUAGGGACAAGAUUUUUCAUUCACAGGAUUGACAUGACUCCUACGGAUUCAAAAUGGCCUUUUGUGAUGAUUCGACGUCAGUUUCCUAUUAAGGUUUGUUUUGCUAUGAUAAUAAAUAAGAGUCAAGGCCAAACUUUUGAUAACGUUGGAGUGUACUUGACAAAACCUAUAUUUAGUCACGGCCAAUUAUACGUUGCUGCUUCUCGAGUAACCUCCCGUCAAGGAUUGAAGUUUUUGAUCAAGGAUGAUCGAAAUCCGGAAAAUCGUCGUACAAGAAAUAUUGUUUAUCGAGACAUAUAUGAUAAUUUACGCAUUGGUAUAGGUUAA
Messenger RNA from Coffea eugenioides, 1188 nucleotides. RefSeq names its product ATP-dependent DNA helicase PIF1-like. The record is from RefSeq and is a predicted model, not a curated record. The transcript has 4 exons. Bases 1 to 1188 code for a protein of 395 amino acids. Lineage: Eukaryota; Viridiplantae; Streptophyta; Magnoliopsida; Gentianales; Rubiaceae.